Molecule: messenger RNA, 702 nt
Organism: Lottia gigantea (owl limpet)
Lineage: Eukaryota; Metazoa; Mollusca; Gastropoda; Lottiidae
Exons: 3
Coding region: 1-702 (233 amino acids)
Molecular function (GO): zinc ion binding; metalloendopeptidase activity
Source: RefSeq, a predicted model, not a curated record
AUGGGUUACAAGAAAAAUAGCUAUUGCAGUCAAGGUAUAAGACGAGGUUCUGCAGUCCUGCUCUUUAGUCUGAUUUUAUCAUAUUUUUUAACAGAUGUACAGUCGUGUGCCCAAGUAAAACUAUGUGAUCCUAACUACACCACAGACGGCGAAUACUGGCUAUACCCUGCGAUAUACAACUAUAGACCGGUAAAGAUUUAUUGUAAAGGCAUGAAUACACCAACUCCGUCCGAAUAUCUGACAUUAUUUGAAACAAACCUCUUCAUGUACCAAAACAAUCGCUAUACAGAUGGCACAUCAUGCUCUAUGGAAACUUACGAACAUGAAAAUUCAGGUCGAACACUAUAUAACAAAAUUGGUGUAGAUAUAAGGACGAUGACUAUCAUUGAAACGGAUUCUAACUUCACUACUCAAAUCCAGGGAAAGGUAGUUAGGUAUGGUUGGGUACAAUCGUGCUCAGGAUAUACAUCAAGCUGUGAUUACAAAGGGGUAGCUGGCAUGAGCGUAGCUGAUACUGGUCUUAUAUUUAGUGGAAUGAAUGAAUGGAUUAAAUUCGGAACUGAUGGUGAAUUUUCAACAGUACUAAGAAAUGACCACACGAUUGCGUUGAAGGGCGAUGGUGCAUGUGGCGGCGGGAAGCCGAAAUAUCCAAUCAAAUUAGAAACCGAUCCAUCGUUCAGUAAGUUAUGUACAGUAGUUUAA